UCGCCUCGCCACACUAUAGUAGUCUUCUACUCGAUCGCCACGAAUUGCCCGCUCUGCCAUUCUUAGCGACCUUGAUCGAUCGUCCAACACCCUUCCUCAAACCGCGCGCGCGCUCAAGACUUGGACCAGAGUCAUGGAUGGAAAGAGGCAUGCUGCGUCCUUCCAGCAGCUCGAGAAGCUGGGAGAGGGAACAUAUGCCACAGUGUUCAAAGGGCGUAACCGCCAGACAGGCGAGCUAGUGGCCUUGAAGGAGAUUCACCUGGACUCGGAGGAGGGCACUCCCAGCACCGCGAUCCGCGAGAUCUCGCUCAUGAAGGAGCUCAAGCAUGAGAACAUUGUCGCCCUUCACGAUGUCAUCCACACCGAGAACAAGCUGAUGCUCGUCUUUGAGUACAUGGACGGCGACCUGAAGAAGUACAUGGACACCCAGGGCGACAGGGGCGCGCUGAAGCCCCCAGUCAUCAAGUCGUUCAUGUACCAGCUUCUCAAAGGCAUCGACUUCUGCCACAAGAACCGGGUCCUGCACCGGGAUUUGAAGCCGCAGAACCUGCUCAUCAACAGCAAAGGGCAGCUCAAACUGGGCGACUUUGGUCUUGCCAGGGCGUUUGGCAUUCCCGUCAACACCUUCUCCAACGAGGUCGUCACCCUGUGGUACCGGGCGCCCGACGUCCUGCUCGGCAGCCGCACAUACAACACGAGCAUCGACAUCUGGUCAGCAGGCUGCAUCAUGGCCGAGAUGUUUUCCGGUCGGCCCUUGUUCCCCGGCACGACCAACGAGGACCAGAUCAUCCGCAUCUUCCGCAUCAUGGGCACGCCGAGCGAGAGGACGUGGCCGGGCCUGUCGCAAUUCCCCGAGUACAAGGAUUCGUGGCAGACGUACGCGACGCAGCCGCUCUCCAGCAUUCUGCCGCAAAUCGACCCCGUCGGCAUCGACCUCCUCCAGCGCUUGCUCCAGCUCCGACCUGAGCUCCGCCUCUCGGCCGCCGAGGCUCUGGCGCACCCGUGGUUCAACGACCUGGUCAUGGCCCAGACGGGUCCUAAGCAACAUCCGCAGCACCUCCAGGCACAGCCCAUGAUGCACCCGCACGGGGGUUAUCAGCAGACCGUACCGAGCCAGGGAAACUAUGGCGGCUACUAGUGGUGGCAGCAGCAGCAGCAGCAGCAGCAGCAGCCGGUACCUGCGCAGGGCGGUUUCGCGCAACAACCACCUACAGCGGAUGCACCUAGUUGGAUGUGGCCACACCAAGGUUUUGCCACCAACCAUCCUGCCC
This is a messenger RNA of Thermothelomyces thermophilus ATCC 42464, 1271 nucleotides long. RefSeq lists its product as uncharacterized. Gene Ontology annotation, biological process: protein phosphorylation. Gene Ontology annotation, molecular function: cyclin-dependent protein serine/threonine kinase activity; ATP binding. Bases 134 to 1138 code for a protein of 334 amino acids. Gene Ontology annotation, cellular component: cytoplasm; nucleus. The record is from RefSeq and is a predicted model, not a curated record. The transcript has 2 exons. NCBI's taxonomy places the organism in Eukaryota, Fungi, Ascomycota, Sordariomycetes, Sordariales, Chaetomiaceae.